GCCGCCGUGGAGGCGGUGGCAGCAGCGGGUUCGGUUGCGCGUGGCGCACGGGGUGGGAGCGGAUCCCAGGCCGGGAGCAGGCGCUGCCACCAGCGACCAUGGGGAACGUGUUGGCCGCCAGCUCGCCGCCCGCGGGGCCGCCGCCGCCGCCCGCGCCCGCCCUCGUGGGACUCCCUCCGCCGCCGUCUGCUCCGGGCUUCACGCUGCCGCCGCUCGGGGGCGGCCUGGGCUCCGGGGCCGCCGCGGGGCGAGGCUCGGAGCGGACCUCCGGGGCCGCGGCCGCCGGCACGACGGGGUCGGCCGACGACGGGGCCUGCGGCUGCCUGCCCAACCCGGGCACGUUCGAGGAGUGCCACCGGAAGUGCAAGGAACUGUUUCCCAUCCAGAUGGAAGGCGUCAAACUCACUGUCAACAAAGGCUUGAGUAAUCACUUCCAGGUGAACCACACAGUAGCCCUCAGCACAAUCGGGGAGUCCAACUACCACUUUGGAGUGACAUACGUGGGGACAAAGCAGCUGAGUCCCACAGAGGCUUUUCCCGUGCUGGUAGGUGACAUGGACAACAGUGGCAGCCUCAAUGCUCAGGUCAUUCACCAGCUGGGCCCCGGCCUUCGGUCCAAGAUGGCCAUCCAGACUCAGCAGUCCAAGUUCGUCAACUGGCAGGUGGAUGGGGAGUACCGGGGCUCUGACUUCACAGUGGCCGUCACCCUGGGCAACCCAGACGUGCUGGUGGGCUCAGGAAUCCUAGUGGCCCACUACCUCCAGAGUAUCACGCCCUGCCUGGCCCUGGGUGGGGAGCUGGUCUACCACCGGCGGCCGGGGGAAGAGGGCACUGUCAUGUCGCUGGCUGGGAAAUACACGAUGAACAACUGGUUGGCAACAGUAACGCUGGGCCAGGCAGGCAUGCACGCAACAUACUAUCACAAAGCCAGUGACCAGCUACAGGUGGGUGUGGAGUUCGAGGCCAGCACCAGGAUGCAGGACACAAGCGUCUCCUUCGGGUACCAGCUGGACCUGCCCAAGGCCAACCUCCUCUUCAAAGGUUCCGUGGACAGCAACUGGAUCGUGGGCGCCACGCUGGAGAAGAAGCUGCCGCCGCUGCCCCUGACACUGGCCCUGGGCGCCUUCCUCAAUCACCGAAAGAACAAGUUCCAGUGCGGUUUCGGCCUCACCAUCGGCUGAGCGCCGGCCCCUUCCUCGCCCUUCCUCCUUCAGACCCCGCUCCCCUCCCUCCCUUCCCUCCUCCUCGGGGCCAGGGGGGCAGCGGAAAGGAGGGGCUCCGGCACCCCACUAGCUGAGGCCCCGCGGGGCGCUCGCCGCAGCGCCAGAAGCAGCCGGCCCGGUCGGCCUGGGGUCCCGGAAGGACUUCGGCGGCGAGGGGCGCGGGGUCCCGGGCACCAGGGGCAGAGGUGGCCAGACAACCUCAGGGAGGUGUUGGGGCGUCCCCGUCCCCCUCAAAGGGUCCCGAGCCCGGCCGGAGGGGGCAGCACGAAGAGGAGCUUCCCCAUCCCCGUCUGCCCGCUUCCCCACCCACCCCUCGGUAAAAAUCAUGUUUAUAAGUUAUGGAAGAACCGGGACAUUUUACAGAAAAACAAAAAAAUAUAUACAUGAAAAAAAAAGUGAAUAA
Messenger RNA from Erinaceus europaeus (western European hedgehog), 1626 nucleotides. RefSeq names its product translocase of outer mitochondrial membrane 40 (gene TOMM40). Gene Ontology annotation, biological process: protein import into mitochondrial matrix. The record is from RefSeq and is a predicted model, not a curated record. The coding region runs from base 99 to 1181 and encodes 360 amino acids. Gene Ontology annotation, cellular component: mitochondrial outer membrane translocase complex; mitochondrial outer membrane. The transcript is spliced from 10 exons. NCBI's taxonomy places the organism in Eukaryota, Metazoa, Chordata, Mammalia, Eulipotyphla, Erinaceidae. Gene Ontology annotation, molecular function: transmembrane protein transporter activity.